AUGGGUGCCCAGUCCUUCAAGCGCUACGUCGAGACCGGCCGUGUCGUCCUCAUCAACGACGGCCCCAACCAGGGCAAGCUCGCCGUUGUUGCCGAGAUCAUCGACCACAACCGGGCCAUCAUCGACGGUCCCCAGACCGGCGUUGAGCGCCAGGCUUUCCCCUACAAGCACCUCACCCUGACGCCCCUGGUUGUCAAGGGCCUCCCCCGUGGUGCCGGCUCCGCUGCCGUCAAGAAGUACUUUGAGAAGGAGAACAUUCUUGAGCGAUGGGCCAGCUCGGCCUGGGCCAAGAAGCUCGCCGCCGUCAAGACCCGCCGCGCCGGCAGCGACUUUGACCGCUUCCAGGUUGCGCAGCUCAAGAAGCAGCGCCGCCACAUCCUCGUCGCCAAGAAGGCCUCGGCCUAA
Molecule: messenger RNA, 405 nt
Organism: Pseudozyma flocculosa PF-1
Lineage: Eukaryota; Fungi; Basidiomycota; Ustilaginomycetes; Ustilaginales; Ustilaginaceae
Exons: 2
Coding region: 1-405 (134 amino acids)
Biological process (GO): ribosomal large subunit biogenesis; translation
Cellular component (GO): cytosolic large ribosomal subunit; ribosome
Molecular function (GO): RNA binding; structural constituent of ribosome
Source: RefSeq, a predicted model, not a curated record